Messenger RNA from Paramecium octaurelia, 916 nucleotides. The record is from the annotation of a GenBank genome assembly. Lineage: Eukaryota; Ciliophora; Oligohymenophorea; Peniculida; Parameciidae.
AUGAUUUUAUCAUUAUUAAUACUAAGCUUAUCAACUGUUUAUGGUAGUGAUGACUAUGAUUACACUCAAAAUGGCAAGGACUGGCCAGACAUCCAUGAAUAUUGCUUUGGCAAAAAAUUACAGUCCCCCAUUAACCUAGAUAAUAAUUAUACUAACACCAAUGUAGAAUACACAAUCAUUAAUUUAGGAGGACGAUAUGUACUUCUUUCCAAAAUACAAACCAACCAAAGUGAGAAUUACAAAAAACCAAACAACUCAUAGAAUAAUACCAGCUGCCGACACUGAUAACUUUGGUCCAUUAUACACUGUGAACUCUUGGUCGGAUAGUGUUGCCUAUGGUGGAAAAAUCAUAUUCUUCAGAAGUGAAGCUGAACAUAAAAUCAAUGGAGUCUAGUAUAAUUUAGAAGUUUAAAUCCAACACACAAUGCUCUUUGCAACAAUUUAAAAUAGAUCAACCGUCUCUGUCUUUUUCAUUCAAGAUGACACAGCCCAAAAACAUCCAUUUUUAUAAUCGGUAUUAAUCACUUAUAUUAUUCAAAGGUGAUAGAUAAUUACAAUAAAGAAGAUUUCAUCUUGGAUUUAAGUGAAUUGGUAACUUCAGCUUUUUCUAUCUAACCAUAUUAUUUAUAUGCAGGCUCUUUCACCUACCCAGAUUGUACAGAAAGAAAUUCUUGGUAUGUUUUUGAAAGGCCAUUCAAAGCUCCAAGCUCCUAACUUUCGUUUUUCUACAAUUUAUAUCAUAAUACGGAGACCUUUCCAAAUGGCAACUAUAGAGUUAGUAUGAUUAUGAUAUUAAUCUUAUAGUUUAGGACAGAAAGUCUUCAGCCAAGAAUGUCAAAGUAUAUUACAGAAGAGAUCCUUAUGCUGCCACAGCACAGGAGGAAUAAUGAAAUUAUAUUAUUUAUUCUAAUUGAAG